AUGGAGACGAAGGUGCAAGACUUUGUGGACUGGAUGAAGCGGAAGCAUUCGGUCGAUGUAGAGGCCACUCGAAGAAUUGAGCCAGGGGAGCUUUUGGUGAGGAUUCCUAUCUCGGCCCUUCUGACCACCAAAGCUGCUCGAGCGGCCUGGGUGACGGCCACACCGGAGAUUCUGGAGGUAAAGGGCGAAGAGUUCUUGUGGCUCUACAUGAUUUGGGGCCGCAAGGAGCUUUCGUGUGACUGGUAUCCCUACCUGCAGAUCUUGCCGAGCGAUCCCUUGCCUUGGCUGCGCAGCGCGGAGGCGCUCCGAUGGCUGCGAGGGACAUCACUGGAGACUGCAGCCGAGGUGAUCGCACAGCAGGAAGCGAGGCAUGCGGAGCUCCGUGCUUCGCUCGGGGAGGUGGCGGGAAGCUUCGAAGAUUGGCUGUGGGCAAGGCACUGCUACCUCUCCCGAAGCUUUGAUCAAGCAGCCUUCCCCAGGUCAGAGGAUUGGGAGUCUGCUGCCAUGUGCCCUCUCUUGGACUCCAUGAACCAUCAGCCCGAUGCUGAAGUUGAGGCCCGCUAUGGCGAAGAGACCGCAGGCCUUUGGUUGCCCGACACCGCAUCCCCUUACGAAGAGGGCGAGGAGGUCUUCCACCUCUACAAAGGGCAAGCGGACAAUGAAACUCUCUUGCUCAACUAUGGCUUCGCACUACCGGAGAACCCCUAUGAUGUCGUGGACCAUGUCAUUUUCCCCUUUGAGGGUGAAGCGGAGCGCUGGGAAGCUUUGGAAGCCAUGCCGAGCGUGUGGUGUCGCCGUGGAAGGUCCGUGCUUCUUCGACUCUCCGAGGCCUUGACAUCCCAAACAUUGGAAGUGCCAACUGAGCUGCUGCGUGCAGCUGCGCUGCUGCGAGGUUGGGAUUACCAGGAAGAGCUGGCCAGUUGUCGACAGAAGGCCAAGGUGUGUCGAUGGCUCUUGGAGGCCCUGCGACACAUGCUGCAGUCCAUGGCCUUCCAGGAGGAAGGCAAGCUUGAUGUGGCCCUGGUGAACCUCAGCGGCACACUGGGCCGCUUCGCCGCCCGGGAGGCCCUGCGCCGGGCACAGGCACGAAAGCCGAAAGCGGCUUGCUGCAUUUUACCCGGCCACUCCAGCAUCUCCCGUGCCACUGCACAGUAUGCCCUUGGUCAGUUCUUGAUCCUGCACAAAGUGGCAGGCAUCGUCCAAGAGACCGCCACCAUGGCGAUGUUGGCCGCGCGCAUGGAAAAGUGGCGGGUACAAGUUGCAUCGCGGCCUUGUCUUGUUGUGUUUUCGCCUGUAAAGAUGUUCAAGUGCAUGGGUUCAUGA
Messenger RNA from Durusdinium trenchii, 1323 nucleotides. The record is from the annotation of a GenBank genome assembly. Lineage: Eukaryota; Dinophyceae; Suessiales; Symbiodiniaceae.